Molecule: messenger RNA, 885 nt
Organism: Necator americanus (New World hookworm)
Lineage: Eukaryota; Metazoa; Nematoda; Chromadorea; Rhabditida; Ancylostomatidae
Exons: 1
Coding region: 1-885 (294 amino acids)
Molecular function (GO): structural constituent of cuticle
Source: RefSeq, a predicted model, not a curated record
AUGGACAUUGACUCUCGGAUCAAAGCAUACCGUUUUGUCGGUUAUGCUGCUGUUACCUUCUCUGCCAUUGCUGUUCUGUCGGUCUGCAUCACUCUUCCGCUGGUUUACAACUACGUGAGACACAUACGACGCUUCACUCACCACGAAUUACUGCGGUGCAAAGCUUCCGCCAAAGAUGUUUGGACAGAUCUUUCCAAACUGCCAGAAGCAAACAGAACAAUAAGAUCACCUGUGAGACGCCAGUACGAUUUCGGCAUUUCCGAAGGUUCUUGUCAAGGAUGCUGCUUACCUGGUCCACCAGGUCCUCCAGGUGUUUCAGGAAGACCUGGUAAGCCUGGCAAAGAUGGAAGACCAGGUGCUCCUGGGAACCCAGGCCGUCCACCGCAGCAGCCCUGUGAGCCUAUCACUCUUCCACCGUGCCGCCCAUGCCCACCUGGGCCACCCGGCCCUCCAGGCCAAAUCGGUCCUGCUGGAAUUCCAGGACCUAUUGGGCCACCUGGUCCUCCAGGACCUACAGGACCUAUUGGUCCUCAAGGAAUGAAAGGCUCUCCUGGAAUGCCAGGUAAAUUAGGUACAAUGGGGGAGCAGGGAUCACCUGGUGAACCAGGUCCUAGCAGCGAACCACAGCCUGGACCUCCUGGACAACCUGGGCCAAUUGGUCCUCCUGGCAGUCAGGGCGCACCUGGAAUGGCUGGAACAGAUGGACAUCCUGGCGAGCCGGGCGAGAAAGGACUUCCGGGUCCGCCUGGAAAUCCUGGGAUGGAUGGGCAGCCUGGAACUCCUGGACAACCUGGAAUGGAUGGAACCCCUGGUAUGCGUGGUGUUUGUCCGAAGUACUGUGCUAUCGACGGAGGAGUUUUCUUCGAGGAUGGCACACGUCUUUAA